AUGUCUGAAGAACAAAGUUUAAUUACUAAUUCUAUAGAUACACCAAAAAAUUGGAAAUGGAGAAUGUUCAAUAUUAUAAUGCUUGGAAUUGGAUUUUUAAUAAUAUAUAUAUCUUAUAAUACAACUGAAAACUUUAUGACUAGUUUAUAUGGUAAUUAUGGAAUGGUUUCUCUAUCAAUUAUUUAUUUUACUUUUGCAGUUAGUGGGUUUAUUGUUCCUUUGAUUCUCAGAAGAAUUGGAGAGCGUUGGUGUCUUAUUAUUGGAGGAUUUUGUAUUAUUCCAUUUUUAUUAGUAAAUAUAUUCCAAAAGAGUUAUCUAUUGAUUAUAUUUAGUUUCUUUGUAGGAUUUGGACAGAGUCUUACUUGGUGUGCACAAGGAAGUUUGUUAACUAGAUGUUCUAAACCAGAAAAAAGAGGUAGAAACUCUGGAAUAUUCUUUUUUGUUUAUCAACUGAAUCAAACACUUGGAAAUGGAUUUGCAUAUGUUAUGACUUUGUCUGGAUUAGAUUUAAAAUAUCUAUUUAUUAUUUUUUCUUCUCUUUGUCUUAUUGGUAUUAUUCCAUUUCUUUUCAUUAAAAUGAAUGUACUUCCAGAAAUAGAAAAGGUAAGUCUCAAAACAGAUUUAAGAAGUAUAAAAAAAGUUCUUGUUUCAAGGAAUUUAUUAUUGAUGCUACCUGUUUUUAUUUAUUCUGGUUUAAGUCAGUGUUAUAUUUAUGGAGAAGUAACAGCCAUGUUUGGGGUUGAAUAUGUUACUAUUGCAAUGUGUAUUUUUGGAACAACAAAUAUGAUUAUCUCAUUAAUUUUUGGAAAACUAGGUGAUACGAUAGGGAAAUUUAUUGUUUUAUCUAUUUCUGGAUUUGUUAUGGUUCUUGCACCAGUACCAAUACUCUUAUUUACUGCUAUAAUUUGUAUUGCAAUUUCAGAUGGUGGAUUUAAUACUCAAAUAGAUGCUUUACUUGGAAAAUAUUUCCAAUUUGAAAGUGAUGCUGCAUUUUCAAUAUUUUAUUCAGUUCAAAGCUUAAUCUCAGGACUUGGAUUUCCAUUAUUCAUUUUUCUGAUAAAAAUAGUACCAUGGGAACAGUGGUACCGUUUAUUACAAAGUAUCAUUUUGUUUAUAUUAAUACUUAUUUCAUUAGUUUCAGUAUUUAUCUUAGAGCAUAAAAAGUUUGAAACAAAGAAAUAA
Molecule: messenger RNA, 1182 nt
Organism: Entamoeba nuttalli P19
Lineage: Eukaryota; Evosea; Mastigamoebida; Endamoebidae
Product: major facilitator superfamily protein
Exons: 3
Coding region: 1-1182 (393 amino acids)
Source: RefSeq, a predicted model, not a curated record